This is a messenger RNA of Aphanomyces astaci, 2389 nucleotides long. RefSeq lists its product as hypothetical. Gene Ontology annotation, cellular component: Prp19 complex; spliceosomal complex. NCBI's taxonomy places the organism in Eukaryota, Oomycota, Saprolegniomycetes, Saprolegniales, Verrucalvaceae. Gene Ontology annotation, biological process: mRNA splicing, via spliceosome. The record is from RefSeq and is a predicted model, not a curated record. The transcript has a single exon. The coding region runs from base 17 to 2278 and encodes 753 amino acids.
GAAGCAUCCCUCCAUCAUGCGUAUCUUGAUCAAGGGUGGUGUGUGGAAGAACACAGAGGAUGAGAUCCUCAAGGCAGCCGUGAUGAAGUACGGCAAGAACCAGUGGGCUCGUGUGGCAUCUCUCCUGGCUCGCAAGUCGGCCAAGCAGUGCAAGGCGCGUUGGUACGAGUGGUUGGACCCAAGUAUCAAGAAGACGGAAUGGAGUCGUGAAGAAGAGGAGAAGCUGCUUCACUUGGCCAAGUUGAUGCCAUCACAAUGGCGAACGAUCGCUCCAAUCGUAGGACGUACGGCUGCGCAAUGCAUGGAACACUACGAGAAGCUGCUCGACCAGGCACAAUCCAAGGGCGCCGACGGCGAUGAGGUCGCCGUCGAAGAUCCGCGUCGCCUGCGUCCAGGCGAGAUCGACCCAAAUCCAGAGAACAAACCUGCGCGUCCCGAUCCUAUCGACAUGGACGAAGACGAGAAGGAAAUGCUGUCGGAAGCCCGGGCGCGUUUGGCCAACACCAAGGGCAAGAAGGCGAAGCGUAAAGCGCGCGAAAAGCAGCUACAGGAAGCCAAGCGGCUGGCGAGUCUUCAGAAGCGCCGCGAACUCAAAGCGGCCGGCAUCACCGCGGACAAGUCCAAGCAGAUGGGCAAUCUCCGGAAGAAGCGCAAGUUCAUCGACUACGUCAAGGAAAUUCCGUUUGAAAAGAAAGCUCCCGCGGGUUUCUACGACACGAGCGCCGAACGCACCAGCGCCGUGGCCCUGGACCCCAAGCAGACCGCGCUGUACCUGAAUCAACUGGACGGAGUCCACCGCGAUGCCGAGGAGAAGCGCGCACGGCGCGACGACGCGAAGCGUCAAAAGAAGCUGCUGUCGUCGGCGUUGCCCCAGCAGAUCGCCGCGAUCAACAAACUGAACGACCCGAGCUCGUUCAUCAAGCGCAAGGCGCUGGACCUGCCCGCGCCCUUGGUCACGAACGACGAGUUGGGGCUGCUGGCCAAGCAAGGCGCCACCGACGCCGCCCAAGCCCAACUUCUCGCGCUGGAACACUCAGCGCAGACUUCCACGGCGCUUGUGGCCGUGUACGAUCCGCUGGCGACCCCCGGAGGCCCGAGUGCCACGCCGGCACGCGCCGCGUACACGCCGCAGAUGUCGGUGCGGGAAACCAUCAUGCAAGAAGCGGCCAACCUCGCCGCCAUGACCCGCGCGCCGACCCCGCUGUUGGGUGGGGACAACGUCGAGUUGCAGCAAGGCACGGGGUACGGAGGCAUCACCCCCAGCCGGACCCCAGGUCCCCCGUCGUCAGUCCUACGUACGCCCAACUCGUCCUUGCGCACGCCCAUGCGCGACAUGCUCGGCAUCAACCCGGAAGGCGGCGAAGGAGUGGACGAGUCGAAGCGCGCAGAGAAAGCGCGGCUCCGGGCCAAAGCCGCGGCGCUGCAAGGCGGGUUCGCGUCGUUGCCCGCGGCCGAGCACGAGUACGAGAUCAACCUGCCCGACGUGGCGGCGGCCGACGACGACGACGACACGACGCGGGUGGAAGACGCGGGGGAACGAGAUGCGCGGAUGGCAAGGGAGGCGGCGGCGGACGCGGACAAGGCGCGCCUGCGUCGGUCCAGCGUGUUUCAAAAGCAACUGCCCAAACCAUCAAUGGCAACGUCUACUGUAUUGAACGACGACCCUGCGAUCCAAAAAGCAUUGGCGGCCCUCCUAGUCUCGGAUGUGGGUGACGUCAAGAAGAAGCGAAAGCGAGGCCAGACUGCCACGUCAUCCGAUGCAUUUACUAACGACGAGCUGACCGUGGCUCGGAAUCUCGUGGCGCUCGACGCCAAGUUGUACGGCGGCGCUGUCCUCGACGUGAAUGAAGUGUGGCAGACAGCGCAAAAGCACACGAAAGAGCUGGCGCCAGGCCAACUGGUGGACUGGGACGACAUCUCAGUAGACCUUCGCAUCCAAGUUCUGGCCAAUGAGUUCGCCGUGCUCAAGGACGUCGAGGCCAAAUUGGCCAAGAAGGCCGACAAACUCGAGCACAAGGCCGGGCUGCUGCACGGGGGCUACGAAAACGUAUGCGCUGGCUACGGCACGUCCCUCGAGAGCACCCACCAAGCGUGGCUGCACAAGUCGCGGGAAUUGCACGCGUUUAGCCAGAUCCGACUCGUGGAGCAGCUGGCGCUGCCUCGGCGGUUGGAGUCGCUCGGGCGGGAAGUGGACCUGCUGCAGCUACGCGAGGUCGAAUUACAGAAACGAUACGCGCUGCUGCUGGAAGAGACCGAGGCCGCGACUGCCGAGACGUAGUUGAGAUGCUUUUAAUCAAUGCCAGAAUUUGCAAGCGCUCACAGUGUCUUUCGCUGUCCGACGCAUAUACGAGUGACGUACACCAAGUAAUACUAGCUAAUUUUAUCGCAA